CUGGGGAACCUUUAUUGUUGGAAAUAUAGGACCAUACCAAAUGCGAGCAACGGUGGGGGGGGUGUAUUUGUUAUUCCGGCUGUUCAGCGCUUGGAGAGCAUCUGUCUGUCUGACCAUGCGCCUGGAGGAGCUGGAGGCCCGGCCCGCUGUGUUCACCGGAGAGACCCGGAGGUUUGUGCUCAGAGCCCGCUACUGAGCCGCUGGAGGAGAGGGUAACAAGAGAAGAAAAGGAAACACAUUCAGGGCGCAGCGGGACGACGGCCAUUGCAUUUUUGCUUUCUCUGCUCAUAGAAAGAAAGGUAGCAGCAUCCCUUCUGUUUAUCACCGGGAACAACAGACUGCCCAGCGGACAGGGAGCACAAGGAGCCCGCUUCAUUGUCUCUCUUUGUCUCUCUGACUGAGAGCAUUUACUCUCAACAUGUCUUAUUAUGUGACGAUGCUGCUGAUGCUGUCAGUGCUGUGUAACAUCAUCAGCACCUCCAGCGCUGCAUCCUCUGUAUCCAGAAAGUGUGAGGACAGCUUGGCCACUCCUCUCCCCUUCAGCUCCUUCACAGCUUCAUCAGCGUUCGCCCGAGGACAUGAAGCUGGUCACGCCAAACUCAGUCGGAAACAAGGUGCUGGAGGCUGGUCGCCCUUGGAAACUGACCAUCAACAGUGGCUACAGGUGGACCUGGGUUCAAGAAAGCAGGUGGUUGCCAUAGCGACACAGGGUCGCUACAGUAGCCCUGACUGGACCAGCAAGUACCGGCUGUUUUACAGCGACACCCAGAAGAACUGGAGGCCGUACCUACAGGAUGGAAACAUCUGGAUGUUUGAGGGGAACGUUAACAGUGAGGGUGUGGUUCGGUAUGAGCUACAGCACCCCGUCCUGGCUCGCUACAUCCGUUUCAUCCCAGUGGACUGGAACCGGAAGGGACGCAUCGGAGUACGCCUGGAGCUCUAUGGCUGCUCAUAUUGGACCGAUGUGAUCAGCUUUGACGGCCAUGGCAUCAUCCCCUACCGCUUCAGGAGUAGAAAGAUAAAGAUUAUUAAGGAUGUCAUCACUCUAAAGUUCAGAACCACAGCUGGAGAUGGAGUCCUGCUUCACGGAGAGGGACAGCAGGGAGACUACAUCUCCCUGGAGCUCCGCAGGGCAAGACUACAGCUCAGCAUCAACCUCGGAAGUAACCAGUAUGGAUCCAUUCAGGGUCACACCACUGUGACCAGUGGCAGCUUACUGGAUGACGACCACUGGCACUCAGUUGUUAUAGAGCGUUACCGUAGAAACGUCAACUUCACCCUGGACCAUCACACUCAACAGUUCAGGACCAACGGAGAGUUUGACCACCUGGAUCUGGACCAGGAGAUCACUUUCGGAGGGCUUCCUGUUUCAGUGAAGCCGAGCACAGGAGGAAGAGAUAACUUUAAAGGCUGCAUGGAGGGAAUGACCUACAACGGAGACAACAUCACCAACCUGGUCCGGAGGAAGAAAGUGGACGUCUCCAGCUUUCGUAACCUGACUUUCUCGUGUGCCGAGUCCAACAGUUUCUCGGUCUUCUUCAACUCCACGUCCUUCCUGCGGCUCCCCGGUCAGAGUGACAGUGACACUCUGUCGGUCAGUCUGUCUUUCAGGACCUGGAACCCCAACGGGCUCCUGAUGUUUACGGCGCUUUCUUAUGGCUCGGUGGAGGUGGGACUGACCGAGGGGAAGGUUACCGUUCACGUCAAUGUGACGCAGAGGACGAACACACGCAUCGACAUCUCAUCAGGUUCAGGUCUGAAUGACGGCCAGUGGCACAGUGUACACCUGAACGCUUUAGAGUACUACGCUAUGCUGACAGUGGACGGGGACGAGGCAUCCACCGUCAGGACAGCUAUUCCCAUCCAGAUCCAGACCGGAGGAACCUACUACUUCGGAGGCUACUUCCUGCCCGCCAACACCAGAACGCUGCAGCGCUCCUUCCAGGGCUGUAUGCAGAUGAUUCACGUAGACGACCAUCUUUCUGACCUCAGGGCCGUGGAGCAGGGUCUCAUCGGAACCUUUGAAAAUGUCAGCCUGGAUAUGUGUGCCAUCAUAGACAGGUGUGUUCCUAACCAUUGCGAGCAUGGCGGACGCUGUACACAGACGUGGGACGCAUUUAGCUGCAAUUGUAGCGGCACCGGCUACACCGGAGCUACCUGUCACAACUCUUUGUAUCAGCAGUCCUGUGAGGAGUACAAGCACCAGGGGAAGAGCUCGGGGAGCUACUGGAUAGACCCAGACGGCAGUGGAUCUAUCGCCCCCUUCAGAGUCAGUUGUGACAUGACAGAGGAGAAGGUUUGGACCACACUGAAGAACAACCUGUCCCCUCAGACAUCAGUGAGCAGAGCAGAGGAGGACGGGAAGGCGGCUCUGCAGAUCACUUACAAUGUGACAGAUGAACAGGUUUCAUCAGUCACCAGCAGUGCAGGAUACUGUGAGCAGUUUGUAGCUUACACCUGUCGAAUGUCUCGUCUGCUCAACACUCCAGAAGGUGUCCCGUUUACCUGGUGGGUUGGAAGAGCCAAUGAGAGGCACUUUUACUGGGGGGGUUCAGGACCAGGCAUACAGAAGUGUUCCUGUGGUAUUGAACACAACUGUACUGACCCCAAAUACUUCUGCAACUGUGAUGCUGACCAGCGCUCCUGGAGGGAAGAUGCAGGCCUGCUGGUCUACAAAGACCAUCUGCCCGUCAGUCAGGUUGUUGUCGGGGACACGAGCAGAGCUGGAUCUGAAGCCAAACUGACGAUAGGACCACUGAGAUGUCACGGCGAUCGGAGCUACUGGAACGCAGCGUCCUUCAGCAGUCCAGCCUCCUACCUGCACUUCCCUUCCUUCAGAGGAGAAACCAGCACCGACAUCUCCUUCUACUUUAAGACGUCCUCCACACACGGAGUCUUCCUGGAGAACCUGGGAACCACCAACUUCCUUCACAUUGAACUCAGAGGAGGCUCAGCGGUCUUCUUCUCGUUUGACGUCGGCAGUGAGCGGGUGGAGCUCAGUGUCCACUCACCUGUGCCUCUAAAUGAUGGCCAGUGGCAUCGUGUGGAGGUGGAGAAGAACAUCAAGGAGGCGGGGCUUCGGCUUGAUGGACAGCACAGGGAGGUGAAACCCACCCCCCCUCAGGGACACACAAGGAUGGAGUUCUACAGUGACCUAUAUGUUGGGGCCUCCAGUGGGCAGAGGGGUUUCCUGGGCUGCAUGCGGGCCCUGAAGAUAAAUGGUGUGACCUUUGACCUGGAAGGCAGGGCAAAGGUGACUCCAGGGGUGAACCCAGGCUGCCAUGGUCACUGCAGCAGCUUUGGGACGCACUGCAGGAACGGAGGGAAGUGUGUGGAGAAGUACAAUGGAUACUCGUGUGACUGCUCCCUCACUGCGUACGAUGGACCCUUCUGCACUGAGGAUAUUGGUGGUUACUUUGAAACAGGAACCCUGGUCCGCUACGACUUCCUGCCUGAAGCCGGAUCUUCUUCAUUGCCGGAGCUGAAGGCCUCGCCGGGUGUCGGUGUUCCAGUUGAGUCCGACCUGACCCACGAGGAGCUUUUGUUCAGCUUCAGCACCUCCAGUGCUCCCAGCAUCCUGGUCUACAUCAGCUCCAGGACUCAGGACUACAUGGCUGUGGUGCUCAGACACAAUGGCACUCUUCAGAUCCGCUACAGCCUCGGAGGGCUAGCAGAACCUUUCACCAUCGACGUCGACCAUCGCAACUUGGCUAACGGACAGCCACACUCAGUCAACAUCACCAGAAAGCUCAGGGAGAUCCGACUACAGCUGGACCACUACCCAGUGUCCACACACACUCUACCUGAGGCCUCCGAUACGCACUUCAACUCGAUCAAGAGUAUAUUUCUUGGGAAAGUCUUUGAAACGGGUCAGAUAGAUCCCAUCCUGAUCGAGCGCUACAACACGCCCGGCUUCGUGGGCUGCCUGUCACGAGUUCAGCUGAACAGCGUGGCUCCGCUGAAAGCCGCUCUGCGCUCGGGCAUGGCCGCGCCCGUCAGCACCCAUGGGAUCCUGGUGCCAUCCAACUGUGGCGCCUCACCCCUGACCAUCUCCCCCAUGGCCUCGGCCAGCGACCCGUGGCACAUAGAAGCUGCUGGAGCCGUCUUCCCCUUCAACGAGGACAAGGCCAAUAGUGAUGAAGUGGACCGCAACUCUGCAAUAGUUGGAGGCAUCAUCUCCAUGGUGAUCUUCAUCGUCCUCGGCAUCAUGGUGUUUGUGAUCCGCCACCUGUUCCGUCAUAAAGGCUCCUACCACACAAAUGAGGCUAAGGGGGCGGAGUCAGCAGACUGUGCCGAUGCAGCGAUCAUUGUCAAUGACCCCGCCUUCACCGAAACCAUCGACGAGAGUAAGAAGGAGUGGUUUAUCUGAAGCUCCCUCGGCAACACGGACUCAUGACGUUAGGAUGUAUGUAGUUUUUUAAGCAUAGGGGCGUAGUAGUGAGGAGACCACCUGUGAAACCUCCAGGGGUGUGGGGAUGGGGUUUAUUCUUUUACGUUUUACGGACACCAUGGCGUUAUUAAAGCACAGGGCGCGGUGCUGCAGGGCGGAGCCUGAGCAGAAGAGGAGCAGUGGGAUGACGGCCUCAGCUGGUGAUGUCAUGAAGGCCUCGGAUGAAUGUGUUCAUAAGCUUUUAUUUUUUAUUUAUUUCACUCCACAAUUAUAUUUAUUUAUUCAUAUUUAAGUAAAUUAUAUUUUUUCACAAAAGUUUAUUUUUGGUUUAUUUUUGUUUCCAUUCAGGAUGAUUAUCUCCAUGCCUUCGUGUUUAACGUGCUGUGAUGUCAUCACAUCAUGCACUCAACGCCUGUAGCAAAGCUCAACGUUUAAACCUUAUUUUCAGUCGUUUGCCUUAUUUUGAUUAGCGUUAAAAAAAGCUUCAUUUUAGCCUUAAGACAGGAGAUUUAGUGUGUGUGUGUGUGUGUGUAAGGGGGGGCAUGCUUGUCUGUAAAGGAGACGUAGCCAUGACUUGGGACUGAGGACGAGAAAAAUGAAAAUGUCACACCUUGAAUUCAUUUUGCUUCUAUGAGCUUCUAAUUUGUCGUUACAUUGACGGAGUAUCAGGGUUGCAGAAAGA
Molecule: messenger RNA, 5072 nt
Organism: Labrus mixtus (cuckoo wrasse)
Lineage: Eukaryota; Metazoa; Chordata; Actinopteri; Labriformes; Labridae
Product: contactin-associated protein-like 2
Exons: 25
Coding region: 419-4369 (1316 amino acids)
Source: RefSeq, a predicted model, not a curated record